GACAGGAGGAGAGAUUAGUUUUACUUAAAAUUUUCUAUUUAGUUUUCUGAAUUGUGUAUCAAAACAUGCAAGUUUAAAAAAAGUUAAUUCAUUUUAUUGUUUGCAUUAGACAUGUCUAACUGAGAGGAUGUUUGACUUUCUAAGAUAUAAAUAAGUGGGGUUUUAUUUAUAAACGGAAGUAGGGACGAAAGCGAGGCUGCGUACACACGUGGAAACAAAACAUUAAUCGAGAAGAAGAGAAGCUGUAGACGUCAGAUUUACCGCAACUUUAUCACAGACAAUGGUGCGCAAGCAAGCAAAUGAUCCCAGGCAGACGAAGAAAAUUUCGGAAGGAACGUCGGGGGAGGAAAAAGACGCUCCAAGUGAUGGAGCUGGGGAUGCUAAGCCGAAGCCUGCAAAGGAUGGCAAAAAGAAGAAAAAAGAGAACAAAGAAGGCAAUGUAAUGCAGGCGGACACAAAGACGUUCAGAUCCACGCUGGUGGGAAGCCUGAAGUACAUCUUGUUGAUCAUCAUUCUGCCUCCUUUUUUGAACUACACAGCCUUAGUCAGGGAAGGGUCUUAUCUGAAGCCUGAAGUUGGUGAGCUGUAUGAUAUAGGCUUUGGACAGAAGAUGUACCUGGGAUGUAUGGGUAGUGGAUCUCCAACAGUGAUCCUAGAUGCCCCCACUGGGAUGACCUCAGAUGUUUGGAGUUUGGUACUGCCUCUCAUUGCCAAGGAAACAAGAGUUUGUGUAUAUGACAGAGCAGGUUUAGGAUAUAGUGACAGGCCAUAUAAAAAUUACAGUAAAGAGGAAGGAGACAAAGCAGAUGAUCAAAAGAACUUAAGAGACAGGUGGCAGGAAUUCACUCUGGAAAGAAUGAUAGAUGAUCUCCAUAGAUUGUUAUCACUGGCCAGUCAACAGCCAAAGCCCCUCAUUUUGGUGGGGUCAGAGCUGGGGGGUCUUAUAGCCAGGGGUUAUACACAGUUAUAUGAAAAUGAGGUAGCCCAUGUUGUUCUGGUGGACCCCCUGGUGGAGGAUUUAUUCCAGCAAGAUGAGGGUGUCUGGGCACAGUUCUGGUUUGGACAACUUAUUCCUUCAUACCAGAGCUUACAGCUGACAGCAGCCAUGGGCUUGACAAGACUGGCUCUUCUGACUGGCUACAUGGAACAGCCAAUUAACAGCCAGCUUGUGUCAGAGGAGGUGGUGAAGAGACAGAAAUAUGUCCUUUGUCAUCCACGUCACCUAAGCUCUGUAGUUGACGAACAUUUCUUCAUCAAUGACACCUUUUCCCAGAUCAAAACCCUGUAUUUACUAAAGCCUUUCCCCCAGAAUGUCUCUGUGACAGUGAUCACUGGAAAUUAUUACGAUGAACAACUUCCAAGUUCAUUAAAUAAGGCCUGGGCCAAGUCACAAGAAAACUUAAUCUCCCGCCUUCAUCCUGGCUGUAAACAUAUAGUGAUCAAUGGCGCUGACCACAAGAAGCUGUACACUGCCCAUCUGGCCGUAGUGGACCCUGUCCUGAGACUGGUCAGACAGUGGAAGACCAAACACAAGGUCCACCAGGCGUGACUAGAGGUGACCAAUUGGGCCAAGACGAUGUAAAAUGGGACAUCAGGGAGUGGACGGAAUGUUUUGUACUUUUAUACUGGGUUUGUUGAUUGUAGAAUGAUCUCUGACAAAUGUGGCUAUUUAAGAUGACUUUAAGGCUUUAAGGUGACUGAUUUUCAGCCACCUGGGCUUAAGCCAAUAAUUGAGUAAGAAUCCUGCUUUUGAAACACAAAUAUGUGAACGAGUAGAUAAAAAUGCAGACCUUUGCAAUGGGUCUUUCGUUCGUCAGAGGCGAAAUUGGCCAUAAGCAGUUGGCUGGCCAAAUUUAGUCUUCAACAAACUCCAGGCCUUAGUACCCAAGAGAUGUAAUAAUAUUUCUGAAGACAAAGAAAAGUGCCAAAGAUUAUAUAUUAAAGAAAUUAUAAGAACUUCA
Lingula anatina is the source of this 1961-nucleotide messenger RNA. RefSeq lists its product as uncharacterized. The record is from RefSeq and is a predicted model, not a curated record. Lineage: Eukaryota; Metazoa; Brachiopoda; Lingulata; Lingulida; Lingulidae.